CUCUCCUCUCCUCCUUCAUUUCCUCCCUCUCUUCUAUUUUCUAUGGGCGGAGAAACGGAAAUGUGGGAGGUGUGUUUUCUCUCCGUCUCCGUGUUUCUUUCACGGAAGACAGCAGAGGCAAAGAAGCGCGCCUGACUCAAGGACGAAGCGGACCUACGGCGAUAAGAAUCAAAAUAAACGGAGCGCAGAAGGAGAUCCGUGCGCAGCCGCAGAGGAGCGGAGUUUCGGCUGCAGCUGUCAUGGGACUCUGCCCGUCCUCGUAGCGGAACCAGGCGACCCGCGGACCAGAGGGAGAACAGGCACCGGGAGCGGACAUGGCCCACGUAGGCAACGGAGCGGCCGCAGAGGAGGAGGACUGCUUCGAAGAUGCCUUUGAUCGGAUACCUGCGGCGGGUAACAUGGAUCUGCAGACUGCCAUCCAGGAGACUCAGUGUGCUCUCAACCUGGUCCUCAACAACAAGUUUUCUCAAGCCCUGGAUCUCCUCAAACCAUGUCCAUUUCAGCCCAUGUUGUCUCUCCUCCCUCAGAGAAUUUUGAGGUUGUUGGAGUUUAUCGGGUUCUCAGGAAACAGGGGGUUUGGUUUGUCCCAGCUGAGAGAGGGAGCUUCCAGCCACAGUUUGCGGUCAAUCCUCUGUGUUCUGACUCUGCUCUUCUACCACACAUACGUCUCACUCAUACUGGGAACUGCAGAGGGGAACCUGGUGGAAGCUGAAGCUCUGCUGGAGCCAUACCAACAGAAAUACCCCAAAGGCUCCAUAAUCCUCUUCUACUCUGCUCGCAUUGCCGCGCUGCGAGGAAACUUUGAGAAGGCUCGGGCCAAGUACGAGGAGUGUGUGAGCAGCCAGCAGGAGUGGAAGCAGAUUCACCACUUGUGUUACUGGGAGCUCAUGUGGACUCACUCGUACCAGCAGGAGUGGGAACAGGCGUACCAAUAUGCUGACUUGCUGUGCAAGGAGAGUCGCUGGUCCAAGGCUAUCUAUGUUUACCAGAAGGCAGCCAUUUUAAGCAUGAUGUCAGAGGAGGAGCUGAAGAAGACGGGGGAGAAUGUUGUGGAGCUCUUCAGGCAGGUGGAGGGGCUGAAACAGCGCCUGGCUGGGAAGUCCAUUCCAACGGAGAAAUUUGCAGUGAGGAAGUCCAGGCGUUACAAAGCUGCUAACCCCAUCCCCCUGGUCAUCCCUUUGCUGGAGAUGAUGUACGUGUGGAAUGGUUUCACCAUCGUCGGAAAGCGAGCCGACUGUACCGAGUCCCUGCUGGUAACCAUAGAGAAGGCAGAGGAGCAGCUUCGCAAUGACCCCAAUCCGUCAGAGUUUCACACAGAUGACAGCUGUCUGGUCCAGAUGUUGAAGGGACUCUGCCUGAAGCACCUGGGCAGGUUACUGCAGGCUGAGCUGUGCUUCACACAGGUGCUCUCCAGUGAGGGUCGGAUCAGAUAUGAUCACUACUUGAUUCCUUUCACCCUUUAUGAGUUGGGUCUGCUGUAUAAACAACAGGGAGACUUCCUCAAGGCCACCACAUACAUCGAAAACGCCAAGACGAACUACAAGGACUACUCCAUGGAGUCCAGACUGCACUUCAGGAUCCACGCAGCCCUUAACAGCCUCAAAGGAUCACCUGCCGGCACCCCAUAAUACACAAGAAACAUGAGUCAGACUGCAGCUGUUUGUUUAGCUGGAGUGAAGAAAGAAAUGGAGGUGUGUUUGGUUUUAAGAUGACACCUCCACCUGGGAUUUGUUUUUUUCCUCUGAAUUAUGUUUUACAUUUUUCAUUUAUUUUUCUGCAGUUUGGAAAGAUUGGAUUAUAAUUACUUGCACAUGCACUUCUUCUACCAGUUAAAAUAGAGACUUCACUGGUAGAGCAAUGGUUCAAUCAGAGCAGGUUUAUCUGUAACUUAAAAAUUGAUACAGGCUCUUUUUGAGUCCAUACGGCUCUUUCACUCAGAGACACUUUGCAUAGGAGAACAACUAUGAAGUCUUUCAUAGCUAAUAUCUGAUUGGACUGCUGCACUUUUUCAUGUAAAAGCACAAGAUAAAAAAAACUAGCAAUUAUAUGUCAGACCACAAGAGGGAACCAGUGACUGACAAAUCGUCUUGGAAAUCCAGUCAACAAGUUCUUUUGCAGCUCUGUGUUAGCUUCCUUGCAUUUCUCUGUCUGAAUGGGCCCAAAAUAUAAAUCUGUUGUUUAUGAAGACACGAUUUUCUUUUUUUUGUUUAUGAAUUAUAAACAGGAAGUGAUGUGCAAACCACUAAAGAUGAAUACUAGAACACAGUGUUCAUCUUAAGCAGUUUGCAUGGUUUUUGCCUUUUUCUUUUCCUACAUGCCACACAUGCACGCGAUGCACAAGUGUGUCCGUGCAUAAGCAAUCACAGCCUUCUCACCGACUGUGGCUUAAACAGGAAACACUGAUACGGUGUAGUACACUCAUUCCAAGCUCGCACAGACUGGGCAAUAUGCAGAUUUAAAAGAACGGCGCAGUAAUGGCUGUAAACGCACACAUUUAACAGCAAUACAAACAAAUUUGUGCUGUUAGUAAGUUCUGAGUUAUUCUGUCGGUACGUCAGAGUCCACGUUCUAUGUCUCAAACGCAGGGCUGCUUUGGUGGCGCUGAUCGUCUCUUAGAAGCCUGAAAUAAAAAGCUCAAAAACAAAACAAUCUAACAGUUAAAAACAUCUACAACAUAACACAUGCGUUACGUUUCUUCUUUGUCGUUCUUUGAGUUAAAAAAAAAAUCCUUGAAUGGUCCUUUUAUACAGCCCUUCAGUUCAUCCUGUAUCUGAAACACAUAAUAUUAGAUUUUUACGUCUUUUCUUUUAGACUUCUCGGAUCAGAGUUAACCGUCAUAAUAGUCGUUUUGGAUGUUACAAACAAAAAGCUAAAUUAACCAGUGUAGGUGUAUCAAUUCAGAGAAAUUAAUCACUUCCCACUUAGCUCCAUCUUCUGAUGUGGAACUGUUACUUUCUAGUUAAGGCACGCUAGUCUGGUGUUGAAAGAUCAUCCAAAGACAGUCCCCUGGAAAUACUUAAGAAUAAUUGAAUUAAAGAAAACCGCAAGCUAUGAACCAAACCAUGGACUGAUUACUUGCUACACCCCUUUUAAGUGUUUUGGCCACAAAUAUUAAUCACAGUACCACUAAUACAUAUCCUAAAACCAGAUUUCUCUUGAGAUCAACAUUAAGCAACCUCAGAUACAAAACUCCCAAUCUUACUAGUAUAGCUAAUAUUUAAAUGGACAUAGAAUAUAAUGUGGAAUUACUGCUUACUUUGAAAUCUGCAUUUAUACUUACCUUUUUUUUUUGCCACUAAACUCGAACCUCAGUCUUUCGUAAACACUGAAUUAAAAAUACAUUAUUUAUGGUAAAGCAGUAAAACAUAACCGGUCAAACAAAGUUAAGCAUAAAUAGUUUAUAAAACAAAAACUAAUGACCCUUAACAUUUUUUUUAAUUCAAAGUGAGCUAGCUAAUAAAUUAACUAAUAUUUUGAAUAAAUAAGUUAAUAUAUAACUGAUUACUUUGAAAUAUAUAUUGUCACUUGUGAUUGUUUUACCUUUGAUGACCUUCAAAUUGAGAUAGUCAGUGCUGGUGGUCAAAGGCUAACUGCAAUAUUUCAGUAUCAAUUGCAAUAUUGUCCAAAAUUACUGUGUUUGAAAUAUGUGCAAUACGUUUUUAAAGCCAUAAUUCUCGUUGCCUUAGACUGAGAUUAAGUUGCCCUGAAAAUGGUGCUAGCCCUGGCACAAGUGGCAACCUGUACUCCACACCUGAUUUGGGUAUAAAGUGUGAGUUAAUGAAUACUCGGCUAAAGAAAUGUAGUUCUUUAUCUGCUCAAAGAGAUGAUUUCUUCAUACUGAAGCAGCUCUGCCUUUGGGAAAUAUUUGCAUAACUAAGCCGUCCCUCACUCCAUGAUUGCUCAACGGUCUGUUGGGAGAAAACACCAAGACUAAAGGCUUUACGUUAAUUCUAGUCGACGUUCUUGAUGGUUACAGCUUUGGUUAUGGUCACACAUGUUCUGGAAGAUGUCUAUUUGUUUCUUUGUUUAUGUUGUGUUGCUUUCUGUUAAAUAUCAUAAAUUAUGUAGAUCUACAGUGUACAUGAAGACCAACUUUAGUGUCUAAUCAUGUACAGAUGAAUCAGGAUAAGCACAAUCUACACCUAAACAAGAUUUUAUUAUUAUUAUUAUUAUUAUUAUUAUUAUUAUUAUUAUUAUUAAUAUGUGCUGUGUGUUAACACAUCAGAUAAUUACUCAGUUCUCAGAGGACAGUGAAGGACAGUUUAUCCCUAAAAUGUUGUAAGCUUAACGUAAAAUGUCUGAAAAACUGUACACUAAUGUUCAUCAAAGUAAUCACAUCUUUGCUUCCGUUUUAAACAUAAGUGUGAUGGACCCGCUUGAGUUGUACUUGAAUAAAUGACAAUUAGCCUUCUCCAUUUCAUGAAUGUAUCAACCUAAAGACCAAAUUCUCCACAUGUGUCUUGCUGGAUGUGUGUUUUGAUUUUUAUUUUAUUUGACGUGUUUUCUGUGCCUGUAUGUUUUUGGAUGUGAUUUUUCUUCACGUCUUUGUGUGAUCUGAAACUUUGCUUCCAAACUACGUAAUUUGCCAACAUUCACUGAUAUUAUUAUUAAUAACAGUCCUAUGUAAAAGACCACAGUCAUCUGUCGAAAAAAGUUGUAGCAAUGAAAAUGCUAAAGUCCCAGUUUUGUCUUGUGGGUAUACUGCAAUGUUAUUCCUACCUAAAAUUUCAGCUAAAAAGACAAACAAAUCUGACUCUGUGAGGAUUAUUAAAAAUGAUCAGGUAGUUUUAAAAAGAUAUUCUGUGUUUCUUUGUGCAAUAAAAUGUUGCUUUAAUAAUGCUAGAUGCAAUUUUAGCAUUGCACUCGUCAGUAGUUCCUUCUUGCUAGUUUUCCCAAAAUUGCAGCUCCAUUUCUUGAUUAGCCAAAGCUGCCAUGCAGAACUGACUCAGCACAGGAAGUAAGGAAGUAAAAUAAUGCAACUAAUAAUAGUGAUAAAAUAAUCCUGGACUCAGAAUUACAAAGUUGUGUUAUUCCUUUAUUUAAGAUUUACUAAAGCAAGGUUUCUCUGUUCUGUGAAAAAAAAAAUGGUAAAAUGUUAUUAAAUGUAUGCACAAUGGCAGGGCUUUCUUUUAUGUGAAAUUUAAAACCUGCUAACAAGCAGAUGGUUAAUUUUAAUUAAACAUUGUAUCUUUAGGUACUUUGUUAUUACCAAUCUGUUCCAAAAUCAAAUCACAGGUUUCUAUUUUUUUAAUUUGAAUCUCAAAACAACAACAAAAAAUACCAAAGACGGCAGUCUCACCGCUGUUAAAUUGUAUCAACGAGCUAUUAGCCAAAAACGUAUCUUACCAUGGUGUGCACUGGGUCCUUAAGAAAUAUGUGGACAAAUGAACAACAAAAGAAAUGGUAGGCCUAAAAACCAACUACAGCAGUAUCUGAAAGUCAACAUAAAUCAGUGAUCAACAAGAUAAAUAAUAAUAGAAUAAUAGGUAGAUAACAUAAGGCAGUGGAGGCUAUUUUUAAGCCAGUUAGAAGCUAAGGUGAUUUACAUCAAUCACCAAAACAAAAUCACUGCUUUGUGUUUAUAAAAUGUUCACCUUUUAUUGCCACAACCUUUCUUCAUAGAAGGCUUUGGGCCAUAUUUUCAUUUAGUAGCUUAAUUCAGUGCCUCUGUGUUUAAUCUGUACAUGUUUUUCUGUUCUUUAUAAGUUCAAACUGCUUUUGCUUUUUUGUUUUUCCCACAUAUAACGUGUUGCUGCAUGUGUUUUAUGGCUGGAGGAGAGAUUAGAGGCUUUCUGAUUAGAUGUGGUGAUACACGUGGCACAAUAAAAUGAAAACAGAAGAAUAUUACUCCUUUUAAAUUAUAUUGUGUUUUUAUUUAUUAUUAGUAUGUAUGUUGGUAUGUGGAUCAGUGUGCCGGUGAGUCACUGUUUUAUGUUUGUGUUAUGAAGAGAACAUGUCCUUUCUAGCAAACAGACAUAUAAACAAUUACUCUGAACUAAAGAGGAAAAAAAUAACUGAAUAUGAAUAUGAGCUGAAUAUAGUGUUUU
This is a messenger RNA of Neolamprologus brichardi, 6047 nucleotides long. The record is from RefSeq and is a predicted model, not a curated record. Lineage: Eukaryota; Metazoa; Chordata; Actinopteri; Cichliformes; Cichlidae.